AUGUCGCCCGCCGGUCCGGGCGUCCUGUGCAAGGUGUGCGGAGAUCGGGCCUCCGGAAAACACUACGGCGUACCGUCCUGCGACGGAUGCCGCGGGUUCUUCAAGCGCAGCAUUCGAAGGAACCUCGAGUACGUGUGCAAGGAGGGUGGCAAGUGCGUGGUGGACGUGUCCCGGCGCAACCAGUGCCAGGCGUGUCGCUUUGCCAAAUGUCUGCAGGCCAACAUGCGCCGAGAAGCUGUCCAGCACGAACGGGCCCCUCGGAACUGUACACCACUGGCGGCGGUCAGCGCACUAUCGGCGGCCCACGGCGAGUACUACGCGUCCCGGGCCCAGGCUUUUUCAUUGCCCCAGACGAACCUCUUCUUUCCACUGCCGCUCCACAUUACGGCCUCGGCUUCCGGGUUCACGCCCAUCGCCGCCGAGACGGGUCGCUUUCUCUCACCGUACGCCCAAUCGGCCGCAGUCCUGGCGGCAGCAGCCAGUUCGGCGAACGGAACUGCCACCUGCACCGCGACCAUGUACGACCACUUUCCUCCGGCACCGGCCCCUUCAGGAGCACCCAGUACGACCCACACAUUUACACCGAUCACCCUGCCACCGGCCGGGGCCAGUCUACAGAUUCCGGUCCCGGUACAACCAACGGCCACCGCUCCGGGCAUCAAAAUCCCACCGGGGGGACCAAGCACCACCGAGCACAGCAUCACCGGCGUCGGUAACGCGUUGGUGUUACCGACGGCACCACCGAUGCACUCCAUCAGCUCGAUCCUGGCCCUCGGUUCCGGGGCGAAGGAGAACGAAGUCAGCAGUACCGGCGAGGCCGGCGAAAGUCCCCCACGAAGCACCGCCUGGGCGGCGGUGGCGUUCGGUGGCGGCAAGAGCGAAACCGACAUGCUGCUCGAAUCGGCCGCCAAGCUCCUGUUCCUGGCGGUUAAGUGGGCCAAAACGGUGCCUUCGUUUCUGCAACUGCCGGCCACCGACCAGAAGCUGCUGCUGGAGGAAGCAUGGGCCGAGCUGUUCGUCAUCACCGCGGCCCAGUGGGGUCUGCCCAUCGACAAUGAAUUUAUCGGGCGCAAUCCGUCGGCGGUACGGUUGGCAAGCGCCAUUCAACAGUUUGCGGCUGCCCGGGUCGAUUACCGGGAGGCGGCCUGCCUGAAGGCACUGGUGCUGUUCCGUCCGGAUCAUCCGCGGCUGUACGCGGCCCACGAAGUUCUGCUGCUGCAGGAUCAAACGGUCGCCCUGCUGCACGAAAAGUGUGGUGGCGUCCGUUUGGGUCAUCUGCUGCUGCUGCUUCCGGCCAUCAAGGCGGCGGCCAACGCAAAGGUCCUGCAGGAAAUGCUGUUCCGGAAAACGGUCGGUGAAGUGGCCAUCGAACGGCUACUGCUGGAUCUGAUGAAAACAUAA
Messenger RNA from Anopheles bellator, 1401 nucleotides. RefSeq names its product photoreceptor-specific nuclear receptor-like. Gene Ontology annotation, molecular function: nuclear receptor activity; zinc ion binding; RNA polymerase II cis-regulatory region sequence-specific DNA binding. Gene Ontology annotation, biological process: cell differentiation; anatomical structure development; regulation of transcription by RNA polymerase II. Bases 1 to 1401 code for a protein of 466 amino acids. The record is from RefSeq and is a predicted model, not a curated record. NCBI's taxonomy places the organism in Eukaryota, Metazoa, Arthropoda, Insecta, Diptera, Culicidae. The transcript is spliced from 4 exons.